This is a messenger RNA of Podospora pseudocomata, 1538 nucleotides long. RefSeq lists its product as uncharacterized. Bases 1 to 1398 code for a protein of 465 amino acids. Gene Ontology annotation, molecular function: arylformamidase activity. The record is from RefSeq and is a predicted model, not a curated record. The transcript has 3 exons. NCBI's taxonomy places the organism in Eukaryota, Fungi, Ascomycota, Sordariomycetes, Sordariales, Podosporaceae.
AUGCUGAUGAAUCUGACCAUCUACGCCAUGCAUGAGAAAAGAAACAACCGGUCGCACAGGGUAGACAUUCGGUAUAGGCCGUGGAGGACAGCCCGUGUUGUUUUGAGUUUGAAGGGCUCACCCCGCUUACGAUCUGCUCUCGGGGUAGUACAUCGCGAGGCUGGAUGGUGUUUCGGUGGGUUUUGCAUACGUACUGACGGGUAUAUAUAUGUUCUGCUAUUCUACUUGUUAUCCUUUGUAGUGUUCUAUCGUUUCUUCAUAUGCACUCACACCCCUUCACAACUCACUUACACUAAAUUUACUUCCCCCCCUCCCGCUAUUCAUUUAGACACCACACCGCACCGCACCACCAUGCUUAUCCUCCCCCUCCUUUUCCUCCUCCCCCUUUCCACCGCCAAACCACCAAAACUAAACUCCAACGGCAUCCCCCCCUUCUCUUCCCUCCCCCUCAACCCCCCGGCCCCUUACCUCUCCGCAUGGGGCCUCUAUGGCCCCAACGACGAACUCGGCACCCUCAACCGCCUCUCCCCAGCCAUCGUGGCAGCUGCCUCAAAGACAGAGAUCAAGACAGGCGUGAGAGUGAGUCUCAACUGGGCGAUGAACGCCCAAGGCAACGAAUCCUUCAUCAACCGCGGGAAUUUCGGACACAGGAUCUACCCCGCGGGCCCGUACUACGACGAGGUGUGGGAUUAUAACUCCCAGGUAAGCAGUCACUGGGAUAGUUUAAGGCAUUUCCCUUAUAUACAAGAGAGGAAGUUUUACAACGGGGUUGAGGAUGGGGAUAUUUUGGGGGAGGGGAACGGGACUAGGAAUAGCAUACAUGUCUGGUCGGAAAGGGGGAUCGUCGGACGGGGGGUGUUGGUUGAUUUUCACAGUUGGAGGCUGAAGCAGUUGGAAGGGAGAAAUCCGGAGGAGAGGUUCAAGAGGUUUGAUCCGUUUGUGGGGGAGACGAGUGGGAUUUCGCUGGAGGAUGUGAGGGCUGUGUUGAAGUGGCAGGGGACGAAGGUUAGGUUUGGGGAUAUUUUGAUUGUGAGGUCUGGGUGGACUGUCGGCUUCAACAACAAGACCCGCGAGGAGAUCCUGGCUCUGCAGCGUGCUGGUUCGAUCAGCGCUUCGGGUUUGGAACAGAGUCUUCCCAUGAUGAAGUUCCUCUGGGACAACUUUUCUGCUGUGGCGGGUGAUAUGCCGGGUGUGGAAGCUUAUCCGGCGAGGGCAAACUUCACCAUGCAUGAGGUGUUGCUCGCUGGUUGGGGGUGUCCGAUGGGCGAGUUGUUCGAUCUGGAGGCGCUUGCUGCAGAGGCCAAGAGGCAGAAGCGAUGGAGUUUCUUUUUGACGAGCGAGGUUAUCAACCUGCCCGGCGCUUUGGCUAGUCCGAUUAAUGCGCUGGCUAUCUUCUGAGGAGGAAAGCGGAUGGCACCUAAAUUGUGGGGGUAUCAGAAUACGUAGUUCAUUGUUUAUUGUGAUUGAUACUAAUGAAAUAGCAACACAUCAACAACAUACAUAGAAAUCAAUGGAGUUGAAUCAAACUGUCUAGUUGU